AAAAGUUGGCGAGCACGUAAUGGCCGAUGACAAACACAUCGACGCCGAUGACGAGGUUGAAAACACGGAGGAAGAUGUGGAGCUCGAUAUUUCAAACAGUGACGUUUGCACAAAGUACCGAGAAGCCGGGAAAAUUGCUAAUCUGGCGCUACAAGGGCUCGUGCUCCAAGUUAAGCCUGGGGCCAAGGUGCUAGAACUGUGCAAGUUCGGAGACAUGGUCAUAAUACAGAAGUGCGGCAGUAUUUAUCAGAAAAAGAUCAAGGGGAAGCUGAUCGAUAAAGGAGUGGCUUUCCCAACUUGCGUUUCUGUGAAUGAAUGUGUAUGCCACAAUUCCCCUCUUGAAUCAGACACUACCAGUGAAGUGCUUUCAGAAGGUGAUCUGGUGAAGCUAGACGUUGGUUGCUACGUGGAUGGCUACAUCGCCGUCGCUGCUCACACAAUGAUGUGCGGCAAGCAGCCGAGUAUUGACAGGCCCUUAUCAGGUCCUCAGGCGGACGUGCUCCAUGCAGCUCAUAUCGCCUGUGAGGUAGCACAGAAACUCCUCCGUCCAGGAAACACGAACUCGCAGGUGACGAAGGCCAUAGCCAAAGUUGCGGAGGACUUCAGCGUAAGCGCCUGUGCUGGAGUGCUGUCGCACCGAAUGAAGCGCUUUGUCAUUGAUGGCAACAAAGUCAUUCUGCUUCGCGAGGACACAGAUCAGAAAGUAGAAGAUUUUUCUUUUGAGCUAAACGAGGUUUACUCCAUAGACGUGGCCAUGUCUACUGGUGAUGGUAAGCCAAAAGAGAUGAUAUCCCGCACAACAAUCUUCAAACGUUCUGUUGACAAGAAUUACAUGCUGAAGAUGCGAUCAAGCCGGACACUCUUCAAUGAGAUAAACUCUAAGUUUCCGGCGCUACCGUUCACACUCCGUGCCCUUGACGAUGAGCGGCAGGCACGCAUGGGAGUCGUCGAAUGCUUGAAGCAUGAGCUCAUUCACCCGUACCCUGUUCUCUUUGAGAAAAAGGGGGACUAUGUAUCCCACUUUAAGUUCACAGUUUUAAUCCUUCCCAGUGGCCCCACUCGCAUUACUGGUCUCAAAUCGUUUGAAACUGAGGCUGUCAAGACUGAAAAAACCCUUUCAGAUGAUGUGAACGCUAUCAUGUCCCUUGCCUCUAAGAAGAAGAAGAAAAAAGCGAAGAAGAAGGCUACUGGUGACUGUCCGGUAUAAGCGGCCCGUGUAAGACAGGGACUUGAGGUCUAAUCGGGCAUGUAGACAACAGGGGCAAAACCAGCAAACGGGAGACGAGAGCUGCCGGGUGUGCAUGGGCACACCCGCGGGGCACGGCACUGGCAGCUCGCAGGUGGCGCUUGACACGCGGCCGCAAGUGGCGCGGGGGUGUUGGCGACUUCAAGUAGUGGCCUCGCCGGCCCUUUCAGGCCCGGACGCGGGGGUGUUGGACCGCUAUGUUGGGCCGGCGUUCCGGACCUGCCCAGGCCAGCGGCCGCUAGCCCGCCGCUCUAGCCCGCGGGAAAUACGACGACUUCUAAUUUAGGACCCGGCCGGGGCCCCGGAGCGGCGAACGCGGAAAAUACUAUUAGUAGUACGACGCGUACUAGUUUGGACCGUCGGACCCCAUCGAGAUACCACUAGUCCCAACUAACCU
Aureococcus anophagefferens is the source of this 1643-nucleotide messenger RNA. RefSeq lists its product as hypothetical. Lineage: Eukaryota; Pelagophyceae; Pelagomonadales; Pelagomonadaceae. The transcript is spliced from 4 exons. The record is from RefSeq and is a predicted model, not a curated record. The coding region runs from base 20 to 1207 and encodes 395 amino acids.